GCCGCCAUGGCCCCGCCCCGUGCUCCGGGGAGGCGGGGGGGGAGGCGGAGCAUGGCGGGCCCAGACCCGCGCCUGGCGCCUGCGGCCCCCUCCAAGAUGGAGGGCUGGCCAGGAGCCUGGUAUGUGCCAUGUCUAGCUUCACUUGAGACCCUCCAAGAAUUAUGUAGGAAGGAAAAUCUCAGAUGUAAAGCCAUUGGAAUCACCAACAGGAGUCUAAAGAGUUAUGAGGUGGAAUAUUUGUGUGACUACAAGGUAGAAGAGGGCACAGAAUACUAUCUUGUGAAAUGGAAAGGAUGGCCAGAGUCUUCAAAUACUUGGGAGCCUCAGAAAAAUCUGAAAUGUCCGUUGCUUCUUCAAAACUUUCUUAGUGACAAGAACGAAUACUUAUCUCGAGUGAAAGAAGGCAAAGCACUGAAAGUGAGAAACCAUGUUAAAGCCUUGAAACCUGCGGUCGCAGAUUACAUUGUAAGGAAGGCUAAGCAAAGAAUAGCUCUGCGGAGAUGGAAAGAAGAACUCAACAGGAAAAAGAAUCAUAAAGGAAUGAUUCUGGUAGAAAACACUGUGGAUCUUGAAGGUCCUCCUUUAGACUUCUACUACAUUAACGAGUAUAAGCCUGCUCCGGGAAUAAAUGUAAUCAAUGGAAUAACGACUGGCUGUGAAUGCUCAGACUGCCCUGCUGAGAAGUGCUGUCCAAAGGAGGCUGGCUUUAUUUUGGCUUAUAAUAAAAAAAAGAAGCUGAAAAUCCAGCCUGGCUUGCCCAUCUAUGAAUGCAACUCGUUUUGUAGGUGCGGGCCCGACUGCCCUAAUAGGAUAGUACAGAAGGGCACACAGUAUUCGCUUUGCAUCUUCCGAACUAACAACGGACGAGGCUGGGGAGUAAAAACCCUCCAGAAAAUUAAAACCAACAGUUUUGUGAUGGAGUAUGUCGGAGAGGUGAUUACAAGUGAGGAAGCAGAGAGACGGGGCCAGCUCUAUGACAACCAGGGCAAUACGUACUUGUUUGAUUUGGACUAUGACUCAGACGAAUUUACAGUGGAUGCGGCUCGCUAUGGAAAUGUGUCCCACUUUGUGAAUCACAGCUGUGAUCCAAAUCUCCAAGUCUUCAACGUGUUUAUUGAUAACCUCGACCUGCGUCUUCCUCGAAUAGCACUGUUUUCCACGAGAACCAUCAAGGCUGGAGAGGAGCUCACCUUCGACUACCAGAUGAAAGGUUCAAUAGAUCUGACUUCAGACUCUGCGGAUGGUCUCAGCCCCUCCAGGAAGAGGAUCAGAACAGUCUGUAAAUGUGGAGCUGUGUGUUGCAGAGGUUAUCUCAACUGAGAUUGGGUAUCUAACGUCACAAAUACUUUUUUUCUCUUCUAAAAGUGUUUUAAGAAGACUCUUCUUUCACACAUAUAUUAUUCUUACAGCUAAUGUAAACGAAUCCAAUGAAAAGAAGGCAUUCUGUUUGUAACUGAAAUGGCAUUGGCCAAAGAAAGCUAUCUAGUGUAUCAGGCUGAAACUGAUAACAGAGGAUAAAGUUUGAUUUCUGUAGCACUGUUCUGUAGGAAGGAGAAAGGUGUAUGGUAAGAAAACUCUUUAAAAUGUACCUUGAUUUGAAUACUGAGUGUGAGCUUACAAAGUGUAGGCCUUUUAGGAGCUGAUUUCAGUGGGAUGAAGUCGUGUUGCAUAUUUUCUCUACCUUGAAAAGUCUGGAGACAUCCAAUUUGAGUCCUGAAUCACAGCGGACAGUUUCUUUGCUUUAUUUUCUGUUGGUGGUGUUGAACAAAAGAAAGGUUUGGAGAGAUUUGCAAUAAUAUAUCUGGCUCCACAAUGAAGGAGGGCCGUCGGAGAGUGGCUAGAAGAGCGUUCGCAGGCAUGCAGACUACAAAACAUCCACUGAACUCCACACAAGUCAUCGGUAUUAGCAGAGUCCAGAUGUAAGGUCAGGUCUCGAACAGCUUUAGCUGAUGUCACAUUACUUAAAAGUUCUACAAAUAGAACUUUUCCACUUGUUAGCUUCUGGCUUUCAGUUAAGAUUCUAGAGGGGAUCUGCAGUUCUGCACAGAAUUUGUAAAUACUGCACUGUUACCAGUAACGUACGCUGUUCUGUUCCCGCUGCAGAGAGCUGGCGGUCAUCGCUGAAACAAAUUACUGGCUACAGUUUGGAAAGAGAUAACAAAGAGGGAAAGCAGCCCAUUGUCUAGCAAAGCUGAUGCAUUCUGGAGAUGGUUACCUGUUAGGUGCAGAAAUAGCCUGGGAAUUGAUUUGUAUUAGGAGUUGGUUUUGAUUAAGUUUUUACAUACUGUGACUUUUUUUACCUAGUGACAGAUUUUUUAAGAGACUAGGCCUAUUUUUUCUUGUUGCAAAAAUGUUAACUUCAGUGAAGUUAGACUAGGGAUGAGCUACCCGUUUGUUGUAGAUGUUUGUAAGAUGUUUUUGAAUGUAAAGGCUGAGAAAUACACAGUUCUUAAGCUGCUUGAAUCUGAUUUUUUUUAUUUUUUUUUUUUAAUUAUUAUUAUCUUCAAGUUGACUUGAUCUGUUUGUAAUGUAUGCUAACUUUUGUUUGGCUUCAAAACACUGAAGAGCAGUUGAGUUAGGUUAUGAGUGAAGUUCCAGCCAAGGUCCGUGCUCUGAGGAUGAUCGAAGGGCUUUACUCUCACAGAUAAAACACUUGUAAAGCUGGCAUAUUGCUUACCAAUGGUGUAAAUGUUGGUAGGGUCAGGCAGAAUUAUGUUGCUCCAUAACUGGAUGCGAGCUAUGUAUCAUAGGUCAGCGAGUUACCUUUAUAAGGUGCACUGCUGUUGGCUCAGGUGAAUGAAGUCAAGUACCCAGCAUGUAUCAGUUUACUUAAUUAGUUAGAAAAUGCCUUAAACUUCACAUUAAUUCCUAGCACUCCAAGAAGAGUGUUUCAAAGGAUAGUACAGGUUGGUUGUUGAUGAAGAAGCACAGUUGCAUUGGCACCAAACAUCCGGCUCUUUGGCAGAAAGUGACAUUUUUAUAUGCUGUGAGACAGCAAAAUCAGUUUGGCUGAGGUGAAGAGCGUAGGCCACCGAAAGUGCUCAGUUUUGUAGUCCACAAUACAGAGAUCUGCGUUGCAAUCGAUGUUUUAUACUGUUUAAUGGAGAAAGUUUGCUCAGAUUUCAGAAUGUCUGCCAUUACCAGGCUCACCUGUAUUCACACACUUGAAUAAACACUGAAUCUAGCCAAUUUUUAAAAUGCCAUUUCUCUCACAUUUUUUAUUUUGGUGGAAUGCGGAGCUUUAAUGUUACCAAGCUCUAGAUGAUCUUUUAUCGUCUGGAGUUGUGCUUUCUCUUGCAUGUAGCCCAGGUCAGCAGUGCGUUCCACGUGGAUGGAACCUGCCAUCUCCAGCUGCUCAACCUGCUGCUGUCCGCAGCAUUUCCUGUCGGUGCAGGAGCAGCCGCGGCAAGAAACAGAUUCCUUACCAAAUCAGUCCCUCUGGCCUCUCCUGUGCGAGGUGACAGACGGUCUGACACCCUUUUUCGGCUAUGUCUAUGCCCAGUUUGAUUUUAAAAAAUCACAAGUAAAUUCAUUUUGAAAGCUAAAGUCUUACUAGUUGUACUUGAGUUCAGUGUCUGCCUUUUUCCCAAGGCAGUAAUGUGUGAUCACCAGCAUUAAAAUAACACUGUUGUUCUCUAAGGAUGUGUAUGUUACCUCGUGUGACAAAUAAAGGACCUUUAACUUACAUCCUGGGAGGUAACAGUAGUUUGUAUUUAUUUGAAGCUAGUCCAUGGAUCCUGUUCCUAAUUUAGAAGCUCGAACAGUGUUUAUAUUUACGUAUUCAGUGCGUUUGGGAUUGCAGUUGGUGAAUUAGCUUAAUGUUACACUGCGUCACUUUUAAAUCUUGCUGUUCUUAGGAGUUCAGGGGGAAAAUUGCCAAAUGGGAGAAGAAACUUAUUUUCAAUUUCUUAAGGAGCCUAAACCAGCCUAGCUUCUGCCUUUGUUUUGCGUUGUGGUCUGGUAGCAUCGUCACGGCCACUAGGUCAGUUGUGUACAUGCACUUAGAGUCUGGUAACCUGUGCUCUAUCCUCUAGCUUUUUUGUUGUUGUUUUGGUUGGUUUUGUUUUUGUUUUGAGUUAGCAGAACUAAUGCUGCAAGAUCAUCUGUAAGAAAGCUUCUGUCUAUUUAUUUAAUCUCGAAGUUAAGUCAAUCCUUUGGUUAUUUCUAAUGUAUGUUUUAGGACUGUGUACAUUAGAAUAUGCAGUUUGUAAGCUCAGGAACAUUUUCUUUUAAUAAUGUGUGAUCUCUAGUAUUGCUAUCUUCCUAUAGUUUUUGAUAAAAAUAAAUUUAAAUUAGUUUUUCU
This is a messenger RNA of Oxyura jamaicensis (ruddy duck), 4303 nucleotides long. It is a transcript of the gene SUV39H2, whose product is annotated as suppressor of variegation 3-9 homolog 2. The record is from RefSeq and is a predicted model, not a curated record. NCBI's taxonomy places the organism in Eukaryota, Metazoa, Chordata, Aves, Anseriformes, Anatidae. Gene Ontology annotation, molecular function: zinc ion binding; histone H3K9 methyltransferase activity; protein binding. Gene Ontology annotation, cellular component: nucleus. The coding region runs from base 7 to 1320 and encodes 437 amino acids. The transcript has 6 exons.